Phytomonas sp. Hart1 is the source of this 3648-nucleotide messenger RNA. The record is from the annotation of a GenBank genome assembly. NCBI's taxonomy places the organism in Eukaryota, Euglenozoa, Kinetoplastea, Trypanosomatida, Trypanosomatidae.
AUGGCAAUUCCCCCCAAAAUGCUUGAGCGCCGUACGGUGUUUGGUGUACGGGAAAAUGUAAAGGAUGGGAUCCAGUAUCUAGACGACGAUAACAUUGUCUGGGUUGCCGGUAAUACUCUUAUUCUUUUGGAUACUCAGAUGGGCGUUCAAGAACUCACACCCUGCUCUCCUUCGUGUGAGUCCGUCACCGCCAUGGCUCUAUCGCUAAAUCAUCAUGUUCUGGCGGUAGCCGAGAGUGGGCCUAACCCUUGCGUCGUGAUUUAUUUGUUCGAUGCCACCACAAAGCCACGUCUACGGGGCAAGAAGAUAUUACAAAUGCCCGAUGUGGGAUCAACCGAGUACGUUUCCUUGAGUUUUUCACAGGAUGGGAAGAACUUAGCAGUCCUGGGGGGGUUUCCAGAGUGGAAAAUCAUCUACUGGAAUAUCGGAAAGGCGAAGGUGCUCUCGGCAUGCUCUGUUAUAGGAAGGGAAGGCAUCGUCACCGACCGCCACUACCUUAAUCAGUGCAGUAUUUCUCCCAAUAAUCCGGGCCUUUUGUGUGUGUCGGGUCCAAAGACGGUUCGAUUUUUUAAACUUGUCGAAAGCGAAUUAACUCCAUGCUCAACGGCGCGUGGUUUGAAUGCGGAUGCGGCGGAUUGCCUGGCGCAUAUGUGGACCAUUUCAGACCCGAACCAUCUUAUUGUUUCUAGUGCUAACGGCGACCUCUUUCUCUUUGACAAUAUGGAGUACCAGUACCCACUUCCUAUUUCACCUUCUGAUGGUAUACCACUUCAUGCGCUGAAGGCGCAUAGCAAAGGCUUUGUUUGUGGUGGUGAUAUGGGCUUGAUUAUAAUAUUUGAGCGGACAAACAACAAGGAGAUGUACCGUAAGGUACGCAGUUUUCAAUUUACUUCUGACGGAGAACCUCGAACGGAGGCACUAUCACUCAACAACGAUCAGGAUGUCCCUAUUAUCCUCUCCUUUACGAUUACUCCUCCCCCAGCAGAGGAGACUUUGGCAUUUCUCACUAGCACCAAACAAAUCUACUGCUUGAAUUUACCCAAUGUUGACUUCAACCGCGUCGGGGAUUAUGUAUUUCAGCCUGUUGGCCAGCCCUUUCAUACGGGACCUAUAGUAGGUGUUGAUAUUAGCUGCCAACGCCCCCUUAUCGUCACGGCCAGUCGAAAUGGGCAGAUUUUUAUUUGGAAUAGCAUUACCAACAGCGUCGAGAUGCGGAAACGGUUUAAUUCUGAAAUUCGUAGCGUCGCGAUGCACCCGUCCGGACUUCACCUCUUGGUUGGUUUUAUAGAUAGCCUGAAGCUGAUGAACAUCUACGCCAAGGAUAUACGUGAAUUCAAGACCAUCGACAUUCGUUCCUGCGGGGCGUGCGCGUUUAGCUCGGGUGGGCAAUUCUACGCCGCGGCGCAUUCCUCAACGAUACACGUUUACUUUACGUACACCUGCGAGUUGCUCGGCCACCUGCGAGGGCACAGCGGAAAGGUCAAAAGUCUUUAUUUUGUCCCCCCGGACGAUACGCGGAUUGUUUCCACCGGCGCCGAUGGCGCGAUCUACGAGUUCAAUUUGAUGGAUUUCCACAAAGUCAACGACAACGUCGUCAAGGCCAUCACGUACAACUGCUCCGUGGCUGACGUCCACACCAUUUGGGCGGCCGGGAGCGACCGAAAACUCCGGCAGCUCGACCGCCAAACCCUGCAGAAGUGCGUCGAGCACGACCUCCACAGCGCCUCGAUGCUUUCCAUGGCGAUUAGCGUGCAAAUGAAGCUGCUUUUCUGCGGCUGCGAUGAUGGAACCGUGCGGGUGUUAAACACGUACUUGGGGGAGAAACUUUUCGAUCGCGAUCGGGAAUCCCUCAAGUCGAACUCUGGCAGCCGUCCCGGGAUUACGAUGGAGACCCACCCCGCUCACACCGGCGGGGUGCGCAUGAUGGCCUUAAGCCAUAACGAAAGCCUCCUGGUGAGCGUCGGGGAGGAUGGUUUGGUGGUGAUUUGGGAUGUCGUCGCCCCCCAUCGCGGCGGGCGGGCCGAAAUUGAGUAUUCCAAUGAGCUCCUUAUCGACCGCCAUGAGCUGGAUAAGGUGGUCAAAUUAAUCGAGUCCCUGCAAGGUCAGGUGUUGGAUCUCAAACAACGCAUGGUUCAACAGCAAUUGGAGCGGGAGCAGUCCCAUGAGGAGAAUAUCGCAAAGAUGGAGUGCGAUUACCGCCGUGAGCUCUCUCGGCUGACGGAGAAGAUCGACGCACUGGAUUCUGAAAAGAACGAACAGGCGAUUCGCUUUACCGAGUACAUGGCGGAGUUAGAAACCAAAACCCGCGAGACCGCGGACCAGACCGAGGAGGAUUACGGUGCGAAGAUCUCGUCGAUGCACGAGCGGGCGAAUCAGCUGCGUGUUCUUCUUUCGGAGCAGCGCGCGGAGUACGAGAGUAAUGUGGCCGAAGUUCGUCGUGAGGCCGCGGCUCAGCGCGCCGCGCAGCAGGUGCAAAGGGCCCAAUUCCUACAACAGCUCGAGGAGGAAUACCACGCGCUGCUUCUGAAAAAGGAGAAAAAUGACGCGGAAACGGAGACGAUGAACAACUGGAUUGAGGAGGAUAACGACAUCGAGCUGAUCAAAUGCAAGCAAAGCUAUGAAAGACGGCGUCGGGAGCAGGAGGAGGAGUUGGCGGCGCUGCAGGUUUCGAACAGCUUGAUGUUCGCGCAGGAGAACAUCAAGAAGACAGAGUUGGCGUCCAAAACGGCCGAUGUGAUGGAGAAGCUGCGGCAGCAGACGAUUUUGGAGGGCCAGAUCGAUGCCGCGAAACAUGACAUCAAGGCGUUGACGAAUGAGCUCCGUGAGCGAGGGGAUGCCAUCGAGGAGAAGGAGCGGCGCAUUGCGGAUCUGCAGCUAAAGAACCAGGAGCUGGAGAAGUUCAAGUUUGUGCUGGAGUACAAAAUAAAGGAACUAAAGGCCCAAAUCGAACCUCGCGAGGCUGAGAUACGCUCGGCUACCGAAAAGCUUACUUACAUGGAUGCCGAAGCCGAGCGGUAUCAACACAGUAAUGAGAAUUUAGUCUUGCAGAUUCGCAAUCUUCGCCAGAAGCGGGCUGGACGUCAGAAGGAGGUAGAUUCCCUCACUACCAAGAUGAAGGCCGUUCAGGAGUUCCAAUCUCGCUUGUGGACGGAGCUUUGUGAUGUGCACGAUGAGAUAGACAACCCACGUAGGCUCAAGGAGAUGGCGAAGGCACUUUUUGAUAAGUACACCUCCAAUAAACCACAACCCGCCGUUCAAAAAACUCUGACCUCUCGAACUGCGACUGACGAAGUUCGCGAUUACCACCGUGAGCGCAACCACUUGGAGCGGAACUUGGCAAGCCUCAAAAAGAAAGUAAACCGAGACGCUGAGAAUAACAGGGCGGAUAAGAAUCGUAUUUUAUCUGAGAAUGUCAUUUUGGUAAAGGAAAUCAAUGACUUGCGUAAGGAGGCGCGACUCUUGUCAAUAAAGGUCGGUAUAAUACGUCCAACGGAUCCAGCGGCGUCUGCAGCUUACGAAGAAUCAUUCCAGCGGGAGUUGGAGACCUACAAAUCUGAAUUUGACCAAUUAAGGCAGCUCGCUAAUCAAAUGGAAGAGAAACUUCGAGCUAAAAAUAUCCCCCUUCCAGGCAUGGGGGAAAUAAAGUGA